GAUGGUAAAAAAGCUUACAGAUUUCAUACAAUGAACAAAAACUACAUUAUUGCCGCACGCAUAUGAGAUGGGCAUUGAAAACGCAGUCGAUACAUAUCGUUUUAUGUGAGAAGUCGUUUUAGGCGUUAAAUUGGUAAUAAACUACCGGCGAUGCAGAAACUGAACAAUAUAUCGAACCAACUAGUAGAAAGCAGACAAUAUGCUGUACCACCAGUCCUAAAGUGAUCAAUAGUAGAUGAACUCAUGCUUUCCAUCUCUCAUCGAGUGGGAAAACAUCAGAACCUCAUUUGGGAAGGUUAGAUUGACGAUAAUACCAUCCGGCCCCUUCCGACUAGUUCUUGAAUAUUAUUAUAUAGGACUGAAAUUGGUAGGGUCCUUUAGGCCUAUAGGCUUUCAAGGAUUUGGGAAACAAGACGAGGUGGAAUCCUAUAAGAGGAUGGCUUUUCCUUCUCGCCUACCCCUGAAGGACAUCCCAUUCAGAUACCUCUUAAAAUUUUUCGUGAGUGUUCAGUCCUUGGCCAUUAUCCUGGAUAACUCUGAGAGCGAUGGCCGAACGUUCCUUGCUGCACUUGGCUUCACGGAAAAUCAGAUUAGCUACCUCUACGACAGGUACAGAAGGCCAGUCUUUGAAGGGUUGAUAAUGAAGCGUCCUGGAAAGGAGACUGUUGGGGUUAUCUACCGGGCUCUGGUGUCGAGUAAUCAGGUAGUAGCCUUACGGAAUUUCUACACAUGUCUAUGUGAAAAUUUGAAUGACCGUCGACCAGAUCAGGAAUGGGAGACUAUAUUGAAUUCAACCCAUUAUCAGCUCUCCGCUGCAGUAAAAUGGCCACAAAUCUUCAUGAGAACAUAUAUCUAUCCUAUCCUGGAUCGUGUGCAGGAUAUCUUAUCUUGGAUCUUUCCAUUCAGCUUGUCCUACGCCUCCGACAUGUACCGAAAAGUCAGUAACUUGAUGAACUUUUUGUACAUGAUGGUGUGGUGUGUGACCGUCGGACAGAACGUCAUCAGCAUCUACACAGAGGGGCGUCCCCACAACUUGGUAACCAUCUUCAUCUCCAUAUCUCUUUGGAUCAAACUUUACCUCACCAAGGAACCUCUGAAUCAGCUCAAAGACAUUUUGACCAGAGGAAGCGACGAGGCGAGACGGCGGAGUGCUGAUUUCCUCUACAAGGAGGUCCGGAUCGCCCUUCUCUUCGUGUUUUUCUUCAAACUCAUUCUCCUCUCGCUUGGUGGCGUCCUUUUCUAUACCUUCCCCCAGAUUAUCAUUGAUGAUUUCCAAAGCAAGAUGACUCAGUUUGUCUUGUUUCUUUUCGUCUUUGAAUUGUGUCAUAAUGCAUUCUAUUUGAUUGCAUUCUACAAGGAUCCGAACAUUUUCCGGAUCAUUGAGGAGCUCUUCCCACAAUAAGCAUGCAUGCAUGGCCCUUGGAAGCGGUGCUGGGGAUGCUGAAGCAUAUUAUGCACCCCAAGACUUUCUGGGGGGG
Molecule: messenger RNA, 1478 nt
Organism: Lytechinus variegatus (green sea urchin)
Lineage: Eukaryota; Metazoa; Echinodermata; Echinoidea; Temnopleuroida; Toxopneustidae
Exons: 5
Coding region: 236-1402 (388 amino acids)
Source: RefSeq, a predicted model, not a curated record